Messenger RNA from Purpureocillium takamizusanense, 777 nucleotides. RefSeq lists its product as uncharacterized. NCBI's taxonomy places the organism in Eukaryota, Fungi, Ascomycota, Sordariomycetes, Hypocreales, Ophiocordycipitaceae. Bases 1 to 777 code for a protein of 258 amino acids. The transcript has a single exon. The record is from RefSeq and is a predicted model, not a curated record.
AUGGUCUACUACUAUGCUUAUCUUGCCGAGUUCUAUACUGAGCCCGACCCUGCGGCUCGCAAAAUUGGUGUUGGUUGUGUGGGCACUCGCGAGGAUGGGCGGUGCACCUUCAACGAGUUCACUGAGUAUAUCUGGAAGCCAUAUCCCGAAAAGGCGGACAUUCAUCGCCCCAACGUGAAGAUAUUCACUGCUCUGGAGGAUUUCCCAGCGAUAUCUAUAGCAAACGCCUUCAAUCGUAUCUACAAAUGGACAGGCCCUAAUGGGAUAGCCAUUACUUACAACACGGAUAAUGAGCGCAUCUGGGCGGGCUCGACUGACUUCUACGAUGCUCUCGCUAGGGUAACGGAGCCGAUUGGGACGCUCUCAAAGAUGCCAAUUGCGAGCAAUGACCCAAAGGCAAAAGAGAUCAGUCGCAUCGUUAGCAAGGGAAAGACGUGUGCUGACACUCUUUAUGACCUGCGCUUUAAGGACCUGGAAGGUUUUCGCCUCAGAGCAGUGGCCAUACGACUGGGCGUGGCGGGCAGCUUGAUCAAAACGAACCCAGGAAGAGACACUCUGGGUCUUGUUGGCCCUUGGAAAAGUUGGGAUCCGGGGGCUACAAUACAGGCAUUGGAAGAUGACGAGAAGCAGCAGCAUAAAGGCCACGACUACGCCAAACAAAACUUCAAGGACAAGCUGAAUAGAGCUAUCACGGCGUGGGCGAACGGCGGACAAUCUGCGAUCAACCACGUCAGGGCACUAGAUGCUGCCAAGUCUGCUAUGCAAUUAAGCUGCUGA